AUGUAUGUGGGCUAUAUAUUGGAUAAAGAAGUAAGCAUGUACCCAGGGCCCGUUAGACGACCAAGCAUCAAUUUAUCCACACAGAACUUCGUUUCUCCUCCACAAUAUUCGGAGUACGCGGGAUAUCAUGUGCCUAAUAUGGAAAAUCACCCCCAAACCUCGGUGUCUUGGACCUCUCCGUAUGGUCCACCAAGGGAGGACUGGAGUUCUUAUGGACCCGGCCCAUCGAACGCAGUGCCAGUGCAGAUAAGUAACUCUACUCCAGGGCAGGUUCCUUACAGCCCGCCUGACUAUAACGCCAUGAACCCCUCUGCUGCAGGGAUCCUUCCUCCCUUAGAUGCAACUUCAGGGGGACAAACGUCGCCUAAUAGCCAAAGGCGGAAUCCUUAUGAAUGGAUGAAGAAAACAGCACAGAUCUCUGCUGCAGGUAAAACCCGGACAAAAGACAAGUACAGGGUAGUUUACACAGAUCAUCAGAGGCUUGAGCUGGAAAAGGAAUUUCACUACAACAGGUACAUUACUAUCAAGAGAAAAUCGGAACUGGCAACCAUCCUGGGACUCUCAGAAAGACAGGUGAAAAUCUGGUUCCAGAAUCGAAGGGCCAAGGAACGGAAGAUGACCAAGAAACAGUUGGCUCAGUCUGAUGGCUGUCUGGCUCCCCAUGGCCCAGGUCCAGGGAGUCCUGUAGAGAUGGCGGGGCAGAUGCUGCUUGGGGGCCACAUCUCAGGGGGUCCGUCUGUGGGGAAUAUGGCCCAAGUAACUGUCACACUCUAA
This is a messenger RNA of Carcharodon carcharias (great white shark), 774 nucleotides long. It is a transcript of the gene cdx4, whose product is annotated as caudal type homeobox 4. Gene Ontology annotation, molecular function: RNA polymerase II transcription regulatory region sequence-specific DNA binding; DNA-binding transcription factor activity, RNA polymerase II-specific. The record is from RefSeq and is a predicted model, not a curated record. Lineage: Eukaryota; Metazoa; Chordata; Chondrichthyes; Lamniformes; Lamnidae. Gene Ontology annotation, biological process: anterior/posterior axis specification; cell differentiation; regulation of transcription by RNA polymerase II. Gene Ontology annotation, cellular component: nucleus. The coding region runs from base 1 to 774 and encodes 257 amino acids. The transcript has 3 exons.